Mangifera indica (mango) is the source of this 714-nucleotide messenger RNA. RefSeq names its product universal stress protein PHOS34-like. The coding region runs from base 58 to 543 and encodes 161 amino acids. The transcript is spliced from 4 exons. NCBI's taxonomy places the organism in Eukaryota, Viridiplantae, Streptophyta, Magnoliopsida, Sapindales, Anacardiaceae. The record is from RefSeq and is a predicted model, not a curated record.
UUUAGUUUUAUCAAGGAAGAAGACAGGAGAUUGAGAGUUGAAAAGAAAGUUGGGAGUAUGGGGGAUACAGCGAAACCAUUGAUGAUGGUGGCGGUAGACAACAGCAACCAUAGCUUCUAUGCAUUAGAGUGGGCUCUUGAUAAUUUCUUUGCUAAAGUUGGUUCCAAUCAUCUCUUCAGGCUCAUUGUUAUUCAUGCUCGACCCUCUCCCAAUGCUCUUUUUGGAUUCGGAGGACCCGGAACCACCUCUACUGAUGUUAUAUCCCUGAUGGAUGCUGAUGCGAAGAAAGCAGCACAAAAGGUCAUUGAAAGGGUCAAGGACGCAUGCGGCAGGCGAUCGGUUAGUAAUGUGCCAGUACAAUCAAUGGAGGGUGAUCCUAGAGAUGUUAUCACUGAAGCCGUAGAUAAACACCAUGCAGAUAUUUUGGUCCUUGGAAGCCACGGCUAUGGCGCUGUCAAAAGGGCUGUUCUGGGCAGCGUAAGUGACUACUGUGCUCACCAUUGUAGCUGCUCAAUAAUGAUUGUGAAAAAGCCCAAGUCCUAAGCCGAAGCCACUCUGUUUUCGUUUUAAUAAUGGCUUACUAUUUCAUUUCAAAUUCAAUUCAAUGUUACUUAGCUCCGUUUUACGUUCCGGGGAUGGAUCGUUCAGUUACUGAGUUUAUAAUUUCUAGGUAAUCUGAUUAGAUGAAUAAUGAAGAUUGUUUCUGAUUUUUCC